CAGCCUUUCAGUUCUUUCUUCAUCACUCUAGCCUCACCGCAAAAGAAAAAAAGGUUAAUCAAUACUUUUCUUGUGAUCAUCACCAAAAAAAAAAAACACACACACACAAAUUGAUCCAAGGCUAAUUUAAAAUCUUUCUUUCAACCAUGAAGAUAAAGAUAAUGAGCAAAACACAUGUGAAACCAACAAAGCCAGUACUAGGGAAGAAACAAUUCCUCCUCACCACGUUUGAUCUUCCUUACCUUGCUUUCUACUACAAUCAGAAGUUUCUCCUCUACAAGUUCGAGAACCUUCUAGAUCUUGAGGAAGCCACUUUCACAAACGAUGUCGUGGAGAAGCUCAAAGAUGGUUUGGGUUUGGUUCUUGAAGACUUCUAUCAGCUCGCCGGUAAGCUGGCCAAGGACGACGAAGGAGUCUUCCGUGUUGAGUACGACGCCGACGACACAGAGAUUAACGGCGUAGAGUUCUCGGUAGCUCAUGCUGAUGAAGUCACAAUCGAUGAUCUGACGGCUGAGGACGGAACGGCUAUGUUCAAGGACUUGGUUCCUUACAAUGCGAUCUUGAACUUGGAAGGACUUAGCAGACCUCUCCUUUCAGUGCAGGUGACUAAGCUUAAAGAUGGAAUUGCGAUGGGCCUAGCUUUUAACCACGCAGUUUUAGACGGAACUGCCACAUGGCACUUCAUGAGCUCAUGGGCCGAGAUUUGUCGCGGAGCCCAAUCCAUCUCAACACAACCUUUCCUCGACCGAGCGAAAGCGCGUAACACGCGCGUGAAGCUCGACCUCACUGCUCCAAAGGACCCCAACGCAACCUCCAACGGAGACGACGCGGCUACUCCCGCGGCGGAACCGGCGAAGCUGGUGGAGAAGAUCUUCAGGUUCUCGGACUCUGCUGUCCGCACGAUCAAGUCAAGAGCCAAUUCGGUAAUCCCAUCCGACGGUUCGAAACCAUUCUCAACGUUCCAGUCACUCACUUCCCACAUCUGGCGCCACGUCACCUUAGCGCGUGGGCUCAAACCCGAGGAGAUAACGGUCUUCACCGUCUUCGCCGACUGUCGCCGCCGUGUCGAUCCUCCGAUGCCGGAAGAAUACUUCGGAAACUUGAUCCAGGCGAUCUUCACCGGAACCGCGGCGGGACUACUGGCGGCGCACGGGCCGGAGUUCGGAGCAUCGGUGAUCCAAAAGGCGGUCGUGGCACACGACGCGAGUGCGAUAGACGCGCGUAACGACGAGUGGGAGAAAUCGCCGAAGAUAUUUCAGUUCAAAGACGCCGGAGUGAACUGCGUGGCGGUGGGGAGCUCGCCGAGGUUUAAGGUUUACGAAGUUGAUUUCGGUUGGGGAAAACCGGAAACGGUUAGGAGCGGGUCGAACAACCGGUUUAAUGGGAUGAUGUAUUUGUACCAAGGCAAAGCUGGUGGUAUAAGUAUCGAUGUGGAGAUUACUCUUGAAGCUUCGGUUAUGGAGAAGCUUGAGAAGAGCAAAGAGUUUUUAUUGAGUGAGGAGCUGAGCAAUAGCAUUGGCAAUGGCAAUGGUAACGGGGUUGCUGUUUGAAUGUGUUUUUUUUUUAGUUUUAUUAAGGUUAAUUAGUUUAAUUAAUCAAAAACUCCAGAUUUUUGGUUAAUUUAGCUAAUUAAUUUUUUUCAUUAAGGAGUGAAAAGCCUUGUGGGUUAUGAAGUAUCAAGUAUGGUAAUAAUUUGCGCUUGUGGUGUUGAUAAUAAUCAGCAAGGAUGCUGCCGUUGUGGUAUUUGUAUGAUUAUGUUUGUAGUGUUUGGUUUGGAGUUGUCGUAUUUGGACCAUGGGUUUUAAAGUGAUUUUGUGUUAUCAACUUCAUGAACUUGUAAUAUGUCUUUAACAUAGUCAUUAGAUCCUCUCAA
This is a messenger RNA of Camelina sativa (false flax), 1873 nucleotides long. RefSeq names its product BAHD acyltransferase DCR. NCBI's taxonomy places the organism in Eukaryota, Viridiplantae, Streptophyta, Magnoliopsida, Brassicales, Brassicaceae. The record is from RefSeq and is a predicted model, not a curated record.